Messenger RNA from Camarhynchus parvulus, 1182 nucleotides. It is a transcript of the gene TACR2, whose product is annotated as tachykinin receptor 2. NCBI's taxonomy places the organism in Eukaryota, Metazoa, Chordata, Aves, Passeriformes, Thraupidae. Gene Ontology annotation, molecular function: substance K receptor activity. The record is from RefSeq and is a predicted model, not a curated record. Gene Ontology annotation, cellular component: sperm midpiece; plasma membrane. Gene Ontology annotation, biological process: positive regulation of flagellated sperm motility; G protein-coupled receptor signaling pathway. The transcript is spliced from 5 exons. The coding region runs from base 16 to 1164 and encodes 382 amino acids.
AAGAAGUGAAAAGCCAUGGGCGUGUUUUCUGUUUUGAACGCCAGCAACGUUUCGCAGGCUGGCUCCCUGGAGGAUGGCAGCAACGGGACAGCAGCGACCCAGUUCAGCCAGCCAGGCUGGAGGAUUGCUCUGUGGGCCAUCACCUACUCCUUCAUCGUUGUCACAUCCAUCCUUGGCAAUGCCACCAUCAUCUGGAUUAUUCUGGCUCACAGGAGGAUGAGGACGGCGACCAAUUACUUCAUCGUUAACUUGGCCCUCUCGGACCUGCUGAUGUCCGCCUUCAACACCAUCUUCAAUUUUAUCUAUGCCAGCCACAACGUCUGGUACUUUGGUGAGGAAUUCUGCAGGUUUCAGAACUGGUUCCCCAUCACUGCAGUGUUUGUGAGCAUUUACUCCAUGACAGCCGUGGCUGCGGAGAGGUAUGUGGCCAUCAUUCACCCCUUCAAGCCCAGGCUGUCUGCUGGAAGCACCAGAGUCAUCAUUGGGGUCAUCUGGCUGGUGGCAUUCGGGCUGGCCUUCCCUCAGUGCUUCUACGCUGAGAUCACCAUGGACAACGGCGCCAUUAAAUGCAUCGUGGUCUGGCCUGAUGACGUGGGAUCCAAGCACCAGCUGGCGUACCACAUCGCCGUGAUUGUGCUGAUUUAUUUGCUGCCUUUGAUGGUGAUGUUUGUUGCAUACAGCAUUAUAGGAGUCACUCUGUGGAGCAGCACAGCUCCAGGCAGCCACCUGAACAGAGUCCACUACGAGCACCAAGUUAAUGCCAAAAAAAAGUUUGUGAAGACCAUGGUGGUAGUGGUGAUCAUUUUUGCUGUCUGCUGGCUGCCCUAUCACAUCUACUUCAUCCUGGGGAGCUUCAAGGAAGACAUCUACCAGCAGAAGUACAUUCAGCAGGUGUAUCUGGCAGUCUUCCUCCUCGCCAUGAGCUCGACAAUGUACAACCCCAUCAUCUACUGCUGCCUGAACCAGAGGUUUCGCUCUGGAUUCAAGCUGGCCUUCCGGUGGUGUCCCUGCAUAAAAGCAACUGAAAAAGACAAACUUAAACUUAUGUCCCCAUCUCUCUAUCAGACAACCCACAGGAAGUCAAGGACAACAAGUUUCAACACAGAAACUCAGCUGAAUGAGAAAGAGAAGACAUCCUUUACUCUCACCCAGUUAACACUCUGAUUUUCUACUCCUGGUUCU